Messenger RNA from Penicillium coprophilum, 543 nucleotides. RefSeq lists its product as uncharacterized. NCBI's taxonomy places the organism in Eukaryota, Fungi, Ascomycota, Eurotiomycetes, Eurotiales, Aspergillaceae. Bases 1 to 543 code for a protein of 180 amino acids. The transcript has 2 exons. The record is from RefSeq and is a predicted model, not a curated record.
AUGUAUGACUCCUAUCGUCCACAUCCUCUCCUCGCCCAGGUCCCACUGACCGUCUCACCCUUCAUCAACCUCCCCACCUCCGUCACAUUACCUUACACGUACAAAUCCGUUCCCUCAUCUCUACCCCACUCAGUGACAGUCGAUCCAAACAGCCCUGAUGGUAAGGCCCGCUAUGUCAUUUCUCCAAGCGGUGAGCACGCAGCUCACCCAGAUGACAUCCUCGCCGCAUGCCACUCCCUCGAACAACAUUUGAAGGAGACUCGUAGCAACGCGGAACAAGCGAUCAACGCAUGGAAAGAGUCGAUAAAACAACGCGAGCUAGCCGAAAAGAGGCGCCUGGCUCCUGGGUGGCUUGACCGCGAGGAAAAGCUCCUUCAGCCUAGCCGGACCGGUACCUCUCCUGAUCCACAGGGCAACGCCCAUCCAAGUCUGCUGGAUAGCUCUUCUCCUGAGCAGGGCUCUUCGCAGAUGCCAACUAUGGUGCCUCAUGAUGAUGGGGAAGAGUUGGACAGAGCGUUUGGUGGUCUAGGUUUGAAAUCAUGA